GUCCGUCACCCUAUAAAAUGGCCAACCUUCUCCUCCAUUCCGUUCAAAAUUAACGAGCAGAGUGUCUCGGAAACAGGACGCACACAGAGUGAAAAGAGGGAGAAGAAGAAGAAGAAGAAGAAGUAGAAAACUCCCUUUCUCGACGAUGGCCCUGCGCAAGAUGGUGGCUAGCCGUUUCUCCAACGUCGCCAAGAUCGCCUCCCCCGAGGCGAUACCUCCUCCCCCUCCCGCCACGUCGCUCCUCCGGAGGCUUCUCCCUGGAUCCGGCGCCGAUGAGCCUGGGCUCCUCCGCCAGUUCCUCCAGCGUCGGCCGUUCUUCCAUGCGGCAACUACGCCACCGGCCAGGCUCGCGCUUCCGGUCGGAGACGAGCUGAUGGACCGCAUCCGGGAGAUGAACGGUAGCCGGAUCCGACUGGAAGGGCUGCUUCCGCCGACGACGAAGAGGAUGGACGAUGCGGCAGUCUCGGUGGCGGAGGCGAGGAAGGUGGCGCGGGCGGCGAGGAUGGAGGUGGCGAGGGCGAGGUUGAGGGGGACAGGGAGGGCCUGCCUUUCCUACUCCGAGUUCUCGCAGGUGUGCGGGGAGGUGGCGGGGGGUAUGGAGGAGGGUGCGGGUCUGGGGAGAGCGUUGGACGAGUCCGGCGCCGUCAUCGUCUUGGGGGACAUCGUCUUCGUCCGCCCUGAAAUGGUGACCAAAGCGAUCGAGAGCAUGAUUCCACCGUCGCUAUCAUCCCAGAGCGAUCCACGAAGUAGAGAGUUGAAGGCGAUGGAGGAAAAGAAGGCGGAGAUCGACGUGAAGGCGGAGGCCCUCGUGAAGAGGGAGAUGUGGUGCGGGCUGGCCUUCCUGGCGCUGCAGACCGCCGGCUUCAUGCGACUCACCUUCUGGGAGCUGUCGUGGGACGUGAUGGAGCCCAUCUGCUUCUACGUCACCUCCCUCUACUUCAUGGCCGGCUACGCCUUCUUCCUUCGCACUUCAAGGGACCCCUCCUUCGAGGGCUUCUUCGAGAGCCGCCUCGCCGCCAAGCGGAAGCGGCUGAUGAAAGCCCGCAACUUCGACGUCAACCGGUUCAAUGAGCUCAGGAGAGACGGAGGAGCCUUCUCUCUGUCACGCCCUGCAGAAGAGUGUUCUGCUUCGUCCUGGCCUUGCUGUGACUGUCAUGGACGCAGAAGCACCCUGAUUGGGGCUGCCCAUGUUGGAAAUAUCAUCGACUAAAUGGUGAAGUGCCUUGUAUAUUGGUAAUAGUCGUCGACGUACAUGAAGAGAAGCAUAAAUAUACCAUAGCAGGAUGAUGCUCAGUAUCUUGGUAUGUGAAUUAUAACCUGGAAUUCGUACCUGCGAUCGAUCUUAGAGGAGCCAUUUCGAGACAACAAGUAAUUUAGGGAGCAAAGAAAUUCCAUGGCAUACAGCUACUGGUAAAUAUGAGUCAAAGUUCACUCAACUUCAUCAAGGCAACAACAGAUACAAGUGGAUGCAUCUUAACUAUACAUACAUUGCAUCCUUAGGCAGAAUACCUACCACACACCCCACAGCUUUCAGAAAAGGUUCUUUUUGGUUUCUGUAAAGCCUUGGUAGUCAUCUUCAUUGUUUGCCAUCCUUUUGUGCACGAGCUUGUAGUAGACAAACUGUAUGAUGAUCUGAUGAAAAAUUGGGUCAAUUCAAAACAGGCAGUAAAAGAAUCCGAAGCAUUCAAGAACUAAGAAAUGAAUGAAGAUAGACAGGAAGAGGGAAGGAUACAAAGAGAUCAAGGAGCACACAAACGAUUGCAUCCAGCAACCAAGGUGCAUUAGCCUUGAUUCUUUCCCACUCGACACUCCUCGAGAGUAUGCUGCAUCAAGAAAAAGGAUGUUACUUAUAAGGUGUGUUUUUUUUGGAAGCCGGAAUCGAGGAGAAAGAACCUUCCGACAUAAGUAGCAUUGGCAAUGAGUGCAAACAAGAACAUCAGAGGAUUUAAUCCCUGCAAAUAGAUAUCGUUUGUGUAUCAGAGUUUGGAAUUCAAAUGAAAUGCUGAAAUUUUAGGUCUGA
Molecule: messenger RNA, 2020 nt
Organism: Musa acuminata AAA Group (dessert banana)
Lineage: Eukaryota; Viridiplantae; Streptophyta; Magnoliopsida; Zingiberales; Musaceae
Product: calcium uniporter protein 2, mitochondrial-like
Exons: 2
Coding region: 146-1210 (354 amino acids)
Biological process (GO): mitochondrial calcium ion homeostasis; calcium import into the mitochondrion
Cellular component (GO): uniplex complex; mitochondrial inner membrane
Molecular function (GO): calcium channel activity; uniporter activity
Source: RefSeq, a predicted model, not a curated record